GUAAAGCCAGCUGGGCUUCUCUCUCUCUCUCUCUCUCUCUCUCUUCGGGCAAGAUUUGGGGGAGCCUGGUUUUUUCUUUGAUUUCCACAAGUCAAAGUUGCUCUUGCUCUUGCCUGUUGGAUCCGAUCAAGCUCCUCGGACACACAACAAAAUGGAUUGUCUGCGAGCAAGAAGAGGCGCUCCGUUUCCUGCAGCGGAAGCAGAGUCAACAACGUGCUUCCUUCGCCUGCUCUGUUUUAGCAAACAUUGCUAGCUAGAGCUUGGAAGAAAGAUGCACGAUGAGGAGAGAAUUCUGGAACAUGUUCUGCGGUGAUUCUUGCUGCUCCAGUCAAGUUCGAGACAGCUGCAGCUCUGGGCUGGCGUGCGUCUUCUUGUUCCAACUGCAUUUUGGUUCCACUUAUUCGUCCACACCCAGAAUUUGGAUAAUUCAGGAAAUCGAUCUUUUACCUCUACAUGAGUGGCUAGUCUUUCUGUUUCAAGGGGUCGGUUGGAUGCUGCUAGUUUUGACUGUGACCAUUGGGAGGCUACACCUUCCAUAUGUUCCAUUGGCUCGGACUUAUACGAUACUAGCCUCAUUGUAUGCAGGAUUUCUCUGUUUAUCUUCCCUUUGGGAAAUAAAGGAAACCACUGCAUCCGUGUCUUCGGUGUUAGAUAUUGUAUCGUUCCCUGGAGAGAUCCUCCUGCCUUUCUGUGCUUUCAGAGGAUACAGUUACAUGGAGACUAGCGGGGUCCGCGAAAAUGGUGCUGUGUAUGAACCCUUGCUGGACCAAGCACAGAAUGAUAAUGUCACUCCUUUUGCAAAGGCAGGAUUUCUCAGCAAGAUGUCCUUUUGGUGGUUGAAUCCGAUACUGAAAUUGGGAAGAGAGAAGAUCCUUCAAGAAGAUGAUAUUCCGCGUCUUAGGCUGGAAGAACGAGCGGAAACAUGUUACUCGAGGUUCAUAGAGCAACUGCACAAAGAAAAGAGGAAGAACCCGUAUGAUUCCUACUCUAUCUUGUCCGCGAUAUUUUUUUGCGAAUGGAGAGGUAUUUUGGUUUCCGGGUUCUUUGCUUUGACCAAGGUCUUGACUCUCUCCACCGGGCCUUUGUUCCUCAGAGCCUUCAUCAUGGUUGCCGAAGGUGAAGAGGCUUUCGAGUAUGAGGGAUAUGUGCUAGCUGGAGGAUUGUUCUUGGCCAAAUGCUUGGAAUCUCUAUCGGAAAGGCAAUGGUAUUUUAGAGCAAGACUGAUUGGACUCAGAAUAAGAUCUUUUCUAUCUGCAGCGAUUUGUCAGAAGCAACUGCGGCUCUCGAGUGCAGCGAAAAUGACUCACUCUCUCGGCGAGAUAGUAAAUUAUGUCACUACAGAUGCUUAUAGGAUCGGUGAGUUCCCUUACUGGUUUCACCAAAUAUGGUCGACUAGCCUUCAGCUGUGUCUUGCAUUAGCCAUUGUAUAUUAUGCCAUGGGGCUUGCAACUUUGGUGGGUCUGGCGGUAGUUAUAUUGAUUGUCCCCUUAACAUCUCCAAUGGCAAAAUUGCAACUCAAGUACCAAAGAAGACUCAUGGAGGCUCAAGAUAAAAGGCUGAAGGCGAUCGCGGAGGCGCUUGCGAAUAUGAAGGUGUUGAAGUUGUAUGCCUGGGAGAAGCACUUCAAGAAAGCAAUCGAGGAGCUGAGGAAAGACGAAUCAGAGUGGAUCGCGGCAGUUUUGUGGCAACAGGGUUACUAUUUGGUCCUGUUGUGGUCUUUGGCGAUUUUAGUUCCCGCUGUCACUUUCUGGGCAUGCUACUUCAUGAGCAUUUCCUUGACUGCAAGCAAUGUAUUCACGUUCUUGGCAAGUUUAAGAAUCGUUCAGGAACCAAUCAGAUUGAUUCCCGAUGUAGUCAGGUCCUUCAUCCAGGCUAGGGUUUCAUUGGCUCGGAUCGCUACAUUUCUAGAGGCACCUGAAUUGGAAAGUAAACCAACAGAGCAAGAGAGUGAUAAUGAGGUGCUGGAAACAGCUGUUUUCUUGGAUACGCGUGAAAUUUCUUGGGACAGUGGUACCUCAAAGGAAUUGAGGAACAUAAAAUUAUCAGUCAGGAAAGGACAGAAAGUAGCUAUAUGUGGGGAAGUUGGGUCGGGCAAAUCUACCCUUUUAGCUGCAAUUCUCGGAGAAGUUCCAUUUGUCAAUGGCGUUGUGCAUGUUUAUGGUAGGAUGGCAUGUGUGUCGCAGACAGCAUGGAUCCAGACCGGAACUAUACAAGAAAACAUCCUAUUUGGUUUAGCCAUGGACUCUGUCAAAUAUCAAGAAGUAAUUCAGCAGUGUUCCCUGGCCAAGGACAUCAAAAUGUUUCCCUUCGGCGAUCAAACUCAAAUAGGGGAGAGAGGCGUCAAUUUGAGUGGCGGACAGAAGCAAAGGCUACAACUUGCACGCGCUCUGUAUCAGGAUGCGGACGUGUAUCUGUUGGAUGAUCCCUUCAGCGCUGUGGAUGCUCAUACAGCGACAAGCUUAUUUAAUGAAUAUGUCAUGAAAGCUUUAUCUGGAAAGACUGUUUUGCUUGUUACGCAUCAAGUUGACUUCCUUCCAGCUUUUAACUCUAUCUUGUUAAUGUCAUCUGGGCAAAUCGUGAGCACCGGCUCAUAUGAUCAGUUGAUGGCCUCUUGCCAAAAAUUUCAGGACCUUGUGUUCGCGCAUAACAUGACCUCUGGUUCUGGAAAUCGAAUUGCAAUCACUUCAUCAGGAAGGCCUGGUUAUUUGAAGGAGGAGAUCCAGAGUAUAUACAUAGAGGAACAAAUCGAGGCCUCUCUGGGAACUCAAUUGACUAAACAGGAGGAAAGAGAGAUGGGAGACAGCGGUUUCAAGCCCUACUUACAGUAUCUGAAACACCACAAGGGCAUUUUGUUUUUCACCUUGGCAACUAUAUCUCACAUAUUCUUUAUAGCCGGGCAGUUCGUACAAAAUUAUUGGUUGGCUUCUGAAGUCAACGCUACGAGUGUGAGCACCAUCGAGUUGAACUCUGUUUACACUGGCAUCUGCAUUGCCCUACCUCUCCUUUUGCUUAUCAGAUCGUAUUUCAUAGUCCAUUUAGGUUGCGGUGCAUCGGAGUCCAUAUUCUCUGUGUUGUUGCACUCCCUUAUACGAGCGCCGAUGUCCUUUUACGACUCGACUCCUUUGGGAAGAAUACUCAGCCGGGUUUCUUCGGAUUUAAGCAUCAUCGAUAUCGAUAUGGCCUUCAAGUUAACCAUUUCGCUUGCGUCCACAAUGAAUACUUACUCGAACUUUUUGGUACUCGCUUUUCUUACAUGGCCAGUUAUAUUUGUCAUCAUACCCAUGAUUUACCUGACACAGAUCAUACAGAAACACUACUACGCUUCUUCGAAUGAGUUGAUGCGGCUCGAUGGGACCACAAAGUCUACACUUGCGAGCCACCUUGCUGAGUCUAUCGCCGGAGUGAUGACAAUCAGAGCUUUUGGCCAAGAAGAACGUUUCUUUUCAAGAAGUCUUUGCCUUAUAGAUGCAAAUGCGAGUCCACAUUUUCACAGCUUUUCAGCCAAUGAGUGGUUGGUCCAACGUCUAGAAGUGCUGUGCAUUAUUGUCCUAACAUCCUCAGCCCUCGCAAUUACUUUUCUAGAUCUCGGGUCUUCUUCCUCUGGAUACGUUGGAAUGGCGCUGGCGGUCGGUUUAUCUUUAAAUGUCUUCCUGGUCUUCUCGGUCCAAUCCCAGUGCUCCCUAUCAAAUUUGGUCGUUUCCGUGGAAAGGCUAGAGCAGUACAUGCACAUUCAAAGCGAAGCUCCGGAAGUAAUCGAAGAUGGCCGACCACCGCAGGACUGGCCUUCUUCCGGCAGUGUCGAGAUUUGUGAUCUGAAGGUUAGGUAUCGGCCUGAUUCUCCCUUUGUUCUUCAUGGGAUAACCUGCAAAAUAAAAGGAGGGCACAAGAUUGGGAUCGUGGGGCGGACUGGUAGCGGAAAGACAACCCUCAUCAGUGCUUUGUUCCGUCUAGUGGAGCCUACCACUGGGAGAAUAAUUGUUGAUGGCCUAGACAUAACCACCAUUGGACUUCAUGACCUGAGAUCACAUUUUGGGGUCAUCCCGCAAGAUCCGACACUUUUUGGCGGGACAGUUCGAUACAACCUAGACCCCUUGUCCGAGCACACUGAUGAGGAGAUAUGGGAGGUUCUUGGAAAAUGUCAGCUUUGGAAGGCCAUUCAAGAGAAAGAGAAAGGCCUGGAGUCGCUAGUCGUACAUGAUGGAUCUAACUGGAGCAUGGGGCAACGGCAAUUGUUUUGCCUAGGACGAGCGUUGCUGAGGCGAAGCCGGAUCCUAGUCUUGGAUGAAGCCACCGCAUCUAUAGACAACGAGACGGAUUCGAUCCUCCAGAGAACCAUACAAAGGGAAUUUGUGGACUCCACCGUCAUAACCGUGGCCCACCGCAUACCGACCGUCCUGGACUGCACGAUGGUGUUGGCAAUAAGUGACGGGAGACUGGUAGAGUAUGAUGAGCCUAUGAAAUUGGUAGGCAAGGGUGACUCGUUGUUCGGGCAGCUUUACAAGGAGCACUGGUCUCGAACUUCUAAUGCAAGUAGUCACUCUGGGAACUUUUGAGAUAGAGCUUGCGGAAGCCGACAUACAUUAUCCGAAUGCAUUGCGGGACGCCAGUUUCUUCGUUUAGUGCAGUUGGAAUUGCUUCCGGCAGAUGAUUUUGCAGCUAAUCCCCGGUCAAAAGACCAACCAAGGCAGAUCGAGCUACCAUUGUAAGCAUUUGUCCCUAUUGAUUGAUACUUCCCAUUUUUGAUCGUUUAGCUUCUACUAUGUAAAAUUUGUUGGGAAUUCAUCUUUUUAUCCAAUAAUAAUUCUUAGUAAUUCAUAUUUAU
Molecule: messenger RNA, 4822 nt
Organism: Rhodamnia argentea
Lineage: Eukaryota; Viridiplantae; Streptophyta; Magnoliopsida; Myrtales; Myrtaceae
Product: ABC transporter C family member 10-like
Exons: 13
Coding region: 279-4553 (1424 amino acids)
Biological process (GO): transmembrane transport
Cellular component (GO): vacuolar membrane; plant-type vacuole
Molecular function (GO): ABC-type transporter activity; ATP binding; ATP hydrolysis activity
Source: RefSeq, a predicted model, not a curated record